AUGCUUGCCACCGCUCUCCUCAGCUUCGCGCUCCUCGCAACCUCCGCGUUCGGUAUCCCGACCGCCGCCGAGCGCAAGACUGCCCGCCUUGAGCGCCGCCGCCUCGGUGUGCACCAGUCGCGCCCCAAGGUGUCGUCCGAGAACCUCAUCACCAACACCUCCCACGUCGAGUACUCCUCGAACUGGGCCGGUGCCGUCUUGAGCUCGUCUUCCGGCACGUACAAGUCGGUGACUGGCACCUUCGUCGUCCCCACCCCGUCCAAGCCCUCGGGCUCUCGCUCUGGCACUUACUCUGCUUCUGCCUGGGUCGGCAUCGACGGUGACACCUGCGACACUGCCAUCCUUCAGACCGGUCUCGACUUCACCAUCUCCGGCAGCAGCGUAUCCUACGAUGCCUGGUACGAGUGGUACCCUGACUACGCCUACGACUUCUCCGGCAUCAGCUUCAAGGCCGGCGACUCCGUCACCGUCACCGUCACCGCCUCCUCGACCAAGUCCGGCACGGCCGUGAUCAAGAACAACACCACCGGCAAGUCCGUCUCGAAGACGAUCUCCUCCUCCUCGGCGCUCUGCGAGCAGGACGCGGAGUGGAUCGUCGAGGACUUCGAGUCGGGCGGCUCGCUCGUGCCCUUCGCCAACUUCGGCACCGUCACCUUCACCGGCGCGUCUGCGGGCCUGUCCUCCGGCACGACCACCCCGUCUGGCGCCACCCUCAUCGACAUCGAGCAGAGCAGCUCCGUCCUCACCUCCGUCUCCGUCUCCGGCUCCUCCGUCACCGUCAAGUACGUCUAA
This is a messenger RNA of Punctularia strigosozonata HHB-11173 SS5, 792 nucleotides long. RefSeq lists its product as uncharacterized. The coding region runs from base 1 to 792 and encodes 263 amino acids. Gene Ontology annotation, biological process: proteolysis. The transcript is spliced from 3 exons. Gene Ontology annotation, molecular function: glutamic-type endopeptidase activity. Lineage: Eukaryota; Fungi; Basidiomycota; Agaricomycetes; Corticiales; Punctulariaceae. The record is from RefSeq and is a predicted model, not a curated record.